CAUCGUUUUCCUCUUCUUCGUCUUCAUCAUCUCGAGAUUAAGAAAAAAAAACUGAAGAGAAACAAAAAUGUUGAGCAAGAAAAUGGCUUCGUUCAAGAACUUGGCCAAGAGGGUCAAGAACAUCAACACGACGACGAGGGACGGCGAAACCGAGUCGCACAACGAAUCACUGCUCGGGAAACUCGAGGCUGAUGACACGUGCCAGAGAUCCUACGGCUCAAAAUCACCAACGGGGACUUUCGCGGUGUACGUAGGCGAAGAACGAGAAAGAUUCGUGGUUCCGACAAGCUAUCUAACACACCCUUUGUUCAAGAUUCUGCUCGACAAGUCACACGACGAGUUAUGCUGUUUCGACCAGAAGGUUCGUUUGGUCGUACCGUGCAAUGCUUCGAUCUUCCAAGAAGUUGUGAAUGCUGUCGAAUGUUGCAAUGGUAAAUUCGAUUUUGGGCACUUUGUUGAGGAGUUUAUAUGAUUGGAAAAGGUGACCAUUUCGAAUAUUAGAUUCCAAUCAUGGUCCGAUUUUCGAAUCAAAUGGUUAGGAUUUGCGUUAGAUUGUAAUUUUGUAAUGAGCACCCCCCCUUUGUUGCGUGGUGUAUUAUCAUAUAUUUACUAAUGAACAUUAUGGGCAAAAUCAU
Tarenaya hassleriana is the source of this 635-nucleotide messenger RNA. RefSeq names its product auxin-induced protein 15A. The coding region runs from base 68 to 472 and encodes 134 amino acids. The transcript has a single exon. NCBI's taxonomy places the organism in Eukaryota, Viridiplantae, Streptophyta, Magnoliopsida, Brassicales, Cleomaceae. Gene Ontology annotation, biological process: response to auxin. The record is from RefSeq and is a predicted model, not a curated record.